Messenger RNA from Phytophthora infestans T30-4, 1969 nucleotides. RefSeq names its product phosphoglucomutase, putative. The transcript has a single exon. Lineage: Eukaryota; Oomycota; Peronosporomycetes; Peronosporales; Peronosporaceae. Bases 77 to 1906 code for a protein of 609 amino acids. Gene Ontology annotation, molecular function: magnesium ion binding; phosphopentomutase activity. The record is from RefSeq and is a predicted model, not a curated record. Gene Ontology annotation, biological process: purine ribonucleoside salvage; carbohydrate metabolic process.
CCAGAUCUGAAUGCGAGCUCGCUCACUUUUCCAUUCGCACGAAUCUAUUACUACGUCGUAAUAAGCUUACCGAGCAAUGACAACACGCACUGACGAGCAGUGGCUGCAUGAGGCGCAGCAGUGGGUGGAGUGGGACGUGAACGCCGGGACCAAGGCGCAGGUAGAGCAGCUCGUGGCGGCUAAGGAUGUAGCCCGCAUUCGCGAGCUGUUCGGAAGUCGCGUAGCCUUCGGAACUGCUGGUCUUCGCGCCGUGAUGGGGCCUGGACCCGCAGCCAUGAACGACCUGGUAGUUAUACAGGCCUCUCAGGGUAUUUGCAAAUACCUGACGCUGCAAUUUGGCGAUCAGGUCAAGAGUAUGGGCGUGGCGUUGGGAUACGAUCACCGCCAGUAUGGAACACUAAGCUCCAAGCGCUUUGCAGAGCUCACAGCCGCUGUCUGUCUGCACUGUGGCUUCAAGGUAUAUCUAUACGAGGGAUUCGUAGCUACGCCGCUGGUGCCGUUCUGUAUCGAGCAGAAGGGCUGUGCGGCCGGCGUGAUGGUCACCGCCUCGCACAACCCCAAGGCCGACAACGGCUACAAGGUUUACUGGAGCAAUGGCAGCCAAAUCGUCCCGCCUCACGACGAUGGUAUCGCCAAUGAGAUCAUGGCCAGCCUCGCCCCUUGGAGACUGUACGACGACUCGCUCGAGGACCUUAAGAAGUUUUUCCCUAAUCUCAUCGAGAACCCAAGGGAGGAGCUUACCAAGCGCUACUUUGAGCAGGCCAAAGCAAGGCUGUGCCGCUUUCCAGAGGCCAAUACUAACACAACGCUCAAGAUCGCCUACACAGCCAUGCACGGUGUUGGCCACGCGUUCACGAGCCGCUCCUUUGCGGCUUUUGGUCAUAAGGAAUACGUAUCUGUGCAGGCCCAGCUUCUGCCUGAUCCCGAGUUCCCCACUGUGGAUUUCCCCAACCCGGAAGAGGGCAAGGGAGCUCUUCAACUUGCCAUGGAGACUGCUGAGGCUAACGGAGCGAGACUGAUCCUAGCUAACGACCCUGAUGCUGAUCGAUUGGCAGUGGCCGAGCGUGAUCCGAGCUUGAAAACUGGCUGGCGCGUCUUUACAGGCAACGAGAUUGGCGUUCUACUGGGCUACUGGGAACUUGAGCAGUAUCUACGCCUAAACCCGAGUUGCGACCGUAAGCAACUGUACUUCAUCGCAUCGACAGUAUCGUCCAAAAUGCUGCGAGCUGUCGCGAACGCCGAGGGUCUGAACUUCGAGGAGACGCUCACAGGCUUCAAGUGGAUGGGUAACAAGACUGCUGAGCUGCGCAAUGCUGGCAAGACUGUUUUGUUCUCGUUUGAGGAGGCCAUCGGAUUCUGUGUGGGUGACCUCGUGAAAGACAAGGACGGUGUAGUUGCUGCCGCUGUGUUCGCUGAGAUGGCAGUUCAGCUCGAAACCACCAAAAAGAUGACGGUAGACCAGCAUCUCAACGCUCUCUACGAGCGCUACGGCCACUUUGUGACGCAAAACAACUACGUCAAGUGCUACGACCCCGUCAAGAUUCGCUCUAUCUUCGAGCGUCUGCGCAAGAACGGGAAAUACUGGAAAAGUUGUGGCGACUUUGCGAUCACACAAGUGCGCGACCUUACCACGGGCUACGACAACGCCCAGCCAGACAGACGCGCUGUGCUUCCCGUCAGCAGUUCGACCGAAAUGAUCACGUACACCUUCGCCAACGGAUGCGUUGCCACGCUACGUACAAGCGGCACAGAGCCCAAACUUAAAUACUACGUUGAACUUGCAGGCCGUGUGGGCCAGACACGAGAGGAAGUGACACUGGAGUUGAGAAAGCAAGUUGAGCAGAUCGUGGAGCUUAUGCUGCAGCCUAAGAAGAACGGACUGGAGCUGCCACCUUCAAACAAGUAGAGAGAAAUGAGUGUACCAGUUUCUAAAGUACUUGGUCGUCAAUUGAUAGCCUUAUCUUCUGUU